Messenger RNA from Baudoinia panamericana UAMH 10762, 2096 nucleotides. RefSeq lists its product as uncharacterized. The record is from RefSeq and is a predicted model, not a curated record. NCBI's taxonomy places the organism in Eukaryota, Fungi, Ascomycota, Dothideomycetes, Mycosphaerellales, Teratosphaeriaceae. The transcript has a single exon. The coding region runs from base 143 to 1804 and encodes 553 amino acids.
GCAUUAGCCAACAGCCCCGAUUCAGGGUCAGCCCACCUCGGCGGUUACUGAUACCGCCGGAAGCUAUUUCAGUACUACCUCCACAUCUGCACGAAUGUCGCAAAACGUGUAGACAACCAUACUUCGGUCUUUUGUGUGACAGAUGGCGAGACGAGACUUCCAAAAGCCUGUCAAAUCUGCAUCGCCGACAACGAUCUUGCGCCGAAGCGAACGUUUUCGGCGACGUGAAAGUGCAAUCGAGCGACGGGAUUCCUGUCAACGGCACCCUCUCCCAUCUCCUACGUCCUGCACUUCGAGUGCGCGAGCACUCUCCAGGAAAAGACAGCGUGGUGUUCUGGACGAACUAGCGGAAGAAAGAGGCAGCACCAAGCGAAGACAAACCGCAAGAGAGUCUUUUCGAGCGCAGCCAGUCACUCACAACCCUGUCGCGUAUUGGGUUGCGACGAGCACUUGGCCGGACCCCACCUCAGAAGAAGCUGCGAUGGCGACGGCAGAUGUGCGUAGGAACAACCGAAGGAGUUCGUCUUCACAUCAUUCAGAUCGGCGGGAACGUCUGGAAGACAACGGAAUAUACAUGAAGACAUCCGUCCUUCUUCGGCGCGAGAGCAAGGAAUUCUGUAACGUUCUUCUUACCGGAGACCACAUUCCUGUCCCGAAUCCGGGCUACCCUGCCGAGAAGACAGACGACGUGCUCGAGCGGAUUAGUGGACUGAACGAGGCUCGACUGCAGCGAGACGUGACGCCGUGGGUCGUACCGUCCGUGGAGAACCUUUUCUUCUCCGGCUGUGUCGAGUACGCCUACCUGGGUGAAGAAGUACAGGCGGAAUGGAUGCGGUGCGAACCAAUGGGAGUGUCUAGGCCGAAGCCAGACUUUGUCGUCGGACUGCGCCGAGCCGCGUUCGAGAAGCAUGAGCUCAUUAAAUUGGACAAUUACGCCACCCCACAGGGACCCUUCCACUUCACUCCGGACCUUUGCUUUCCGUUCCUGACAUGCGAAGCUAAGACGGGACAGGUCGGGCUCGAUCAAGCCCACGUCCAGAACAUUCACAGCGCUAGCAUUGCCGUGAGGGCGAUUGUGAAGCUUUUUGUUGCUGUCUAUGGCAGGGGACACGAGAGGACGGAAAACCUACUUGGUCGCAUCCUGGUCUUCUCUUUGUCGCAUAAUAACGAACAAGUCAAUCUGUAUGGGCAUUAUGCUGUUGUGCACAAUAAUAGUGGUGGCGGAGCAGAAGACUUCGAGUACUUUCGCUACGGCAUAGCCAACUUCAACUUCACACCGUACGAUGGAAGGGAGAGAUACAAGGCUUACAGUUUCACGAAGAAUUUGUAUGACAAGUUCGCACCUCAACAUCUUGCACGGAUUCGAGAGGCUGUGAGUCGGAUGGCCGAUCCAGUUCCACGGACUGGGCUGUCUUUUGACGCAUCCGAGAUCACGCUUGACUACGAGAACUCGCAGCAGGACUCGGAGCUUACGGCAUCACACGGUGAUGACGUGUUCAAGACACCGAGCGAGCCCGCCAGCGUCUCGCAGAAGAGAGAGAACCGCCAAAUGAAGGAACAACUGGAGAACAUGGAGCGCAUACUGGAGCAGCUGAGGAGGGACAAUCGGGAGCAGCUGGACCAGCAGAGGAAAGACAGUCGGGAGCAGCUCGAACAGCAGAGGAAAGACAGUCGGGAGCAGCUCGAACAGCAGAGGAAAGAGAGCAGAGACAGGGAAGAGAAGAUGGAGUGGCAGUUGGAACAGCAAAAGAAAGAAAGCAGAGACCAGCUCGCGCAGCUUAAGGAUGUGUUGAGUAGACCUUAGGAGGUCGACGAGCAAUGCCGUUCUAAAUCGAGCUAUCAGUCGUGCGGCCGGCUCUCUCAACGGUGUAGAGACCAUUGACGGGCCGCUUGUUAUCUUUGAAGGAAUGAAGACAAAGGCCUCCAUGAGAUCAACUGUAAUAAUGUGGACUCGUAGGCAUAAGUAACGUACAAGAUGCGGCGCCAAGCCGUAGAUCUCCCAAGAUCAGGCCUUCCGUCUUGUGGUUGCAAUUUACGGCACGGCAGGACAGCUUAACUCACUAGUCCUUUGAUUGUUCUCAAUAUGCGAAGCAUUA